Molecule: messenger RNA, 2793 nt
Organism: Onychostoma macrolepis
Lineage: Eukaryota; Metazoa; Chordata; Actinopteri; Cypriniformes; Cyprinidae
Gene: nono
Product: non-POU domain containing, octamer-binding
Exons: 10
Coding region: 159-1487 (442 amino acids)
Biological process (GO): regulation of DNA-templated transcription
Cellular component (GO): nucleus
Molecular function (GO): RNA binding
Source: RefSeq, a predicted model, not a curated record
GGCCAAUCGAAAGCGUGAGAGCGUACUCCGGAAAACCCACACCAGCCAAUGAGCAGCUAGAUCAGGCAGCACGCUGAGGUGUACGGCGUUCAGCCCCUCUCCUCUUUGUGAUCAACGCUGCGUGUGUUACUGGAGCGGAUUAAAUACGCUUAUAAAAGAUGCAAGGAAACAGAGGACCCCGUUCAGAGCAGCAGAAUCACGGCCCACCCCGACAGCAGCCCAACCCCCAACAGGAACAGCAGAGGAAACCCUCAGGAGCCGACAGCAAUGGACAACACACUGAUGCUGGAGAGCAGAGUAGCCCGAAUGCUGCUUUCACUAUAGACCUCCAGAACUUCAGGAAGCCAGGUGAGAAGACCUACACGCAGAGGAGCAGGCUGUUUGUGGGGAACCUGCCCACUGGAACCACAGAGGAGGACGUGGAGAAGCUCUUCUCCAAAUAUGGAAAACCUUCUGAGAUUUUCAUCAAUAAGGAAAGAGGCUUUGGCUUCAUCAGGCUGGAAACAAAGACUCUUGCGGACAUAGCAAAAGCAGAACUGGAUGACACUGUGUUCCGAGGUCGCCAGAUCCGUGUUCGUUUUGCCACUCAUGGCGCUGCGCUAACGGUCAAGAACCUGCCCCAGUUUGUGUCCAACGAGCUCCUGGAGGAGGCCUUCGCCAUGUUCGGCCCUAUCGAACGGGCCAUUGUCAUCGUCGACGAUCGUGGCAGGCCAACUGGGAAGGGCAUUGUGGAGUUUGCCAACAAACCCUCUGCCAGGAAAGCUCUGGACCGUUGUGGAGAUGGAGCCUUCCUUCUCACCGCUUUCCCCAGGCCUGUUACCAUUGAGCCGAUGGAGCAGCUUGAUGAGGAUGAGGGACUUCCUGAGAGACUUAUUAACAAAAACACACUAUAUCACAAAGAGCGCGAGCAGCCACCCCGCUUCGCUCAGCCAGGCUCGUUUGAGUACGAGUAUGCUAUGCGCUGGAAGGCCUUAAUGGAAAUGGAAAAGCAGCAGUUUGAACAGGUUGAUCGAAACAUCAAAGAGGCCCAAGAGAAGCUGGAGACUGAAAUGGAAGCAGCACGACAUGAGCACCAAGUCAUGUUGAUGAGACAAGAUCUCCUGCGCAGGCAGGAAGAGUUGAGGAGAAUGGAGGAGGCUCAUAGCCAGGAGGUGCAGAAACGGAAACAGAUGGAGCUGCGUCAGGAGGAGGAGCGGCGGAGGAGAGAGGAGGAGCUCCGUGCUCACUCUGAGGACCUGAUGAGGAGACAGCAGGGGCAGGGAGGCAACUUCUCUGAGAAAAGGGAUCCAGACAUGAGGAUGCAUAUGGGAGGUCAGGGAAUGGCCAUGAACAGGAACCCGAUGGGUGGAAAUACCACAACAGCAGGAGCUGCCAGCUUGGCUUCCAGUGAGCAGGGGCCUGCUGGUAAUCCAGGUGGUCUCCCUCUUCCCUUCCCUCGUCCUGGACCUCCUGUUGACUUUGGCCCUAACAAGCGCCGCAGAUUCUGAGACCACCAGCCAAAAGUCAUUUUUGUUUGUUUGUUUUUUUGUUUUACAUACUGUAAAAUAUUUUUAAGUGCAUAUUGUGGUUUUGUAGGACCUGUGUAUGCAUUUCACAUUCACAAACGAACUUGUGUAGGCAAAUGUUUUAAACAGGUUGAAGUGUAUGUUUUAAGUUACCCUGUAAGAUCUCCUAUCCCCAGCAGGAGCCUUAAGGGACUGUUUCCAGAAACAAAUUGAGCCCAGCAUUGGGGGACCCUUAUGCUUAUGAUUUCUAACUGAAGAUUCUUCAUCUAUAGGCGAGGGUUUGUCUGUGCAUGGAAACAGCUCCUGGCUGGACAUUCAGCUUUGUAUAGCCCUUUUUUCCUUUUUUAUUAAUUUCUUCUCUUUUGUAUUUCACCCAGCAGUGACCUUUUCUAAAGUAGAGAUUAGCUUUUGUCCAUCUUGUCCUCUGCAACGCUUGCCUUUCUAGACAACUUUAAAUAAAUUCAUAACUACAUGUUACAUGCUGUCCAGUGUCGCUGGCUGGAUUCAUGGAUUACAUUGUGAUUUUGUCUUUGUACAGCAUACAAGGAAAAAACACAACAUAAAUUUUAAAACGAAAUUGUCUCCUAUCCAUUCAAUCACUAAAAGGUAUGCAAAAUAAUUAUAGAAGUAGUUCAUGUACCACUUAUGUUUAUAUAUACCCUUUGUCUUCUAAACCACCUUGAACUUUUUGACUCCAUUGUCCACAACAAUAUUCAAAGCCCCCUCAUGUAGGCUAAUAGAUUUCCUUUGGUACAUUUGCUGUAAUUCUGAAAAAAUUGUCUUCAAAACUUUAAUUUACAGAAACUCUGGCUGCAUCCAAAAUCACAUACGUUCUUACUAUAUAAUAGGUGAAAAGCUGACAAAAGUAGUAUGCCUGAAUACACAGUGCUCAUAAAAGAGUAGGCAAAAAGUACGCAGAUGACCUAAUGCUGUACUUCCAGUCGAGAUUUUGAAGUGUGCGUACGAUGGACACUUUACUAUCCCAUGAGACCACGUGAGAGGAUGCUGGUAGGUCACGUGACAAUGACAACGACAACAUGGUCAAUGUCCAGUUGAUGCUACACACAUUCAUUCUAUAUAGAACAUACUCUUUCUGCAGUCGUGAAAUAAUUACUUAUUCAAAAAAACAAGACUAUGUGAUUGUGGAUGCAGCCUUUGUGUCCAUAGAUAAAAAUAAGUAAUGAAUAACUAUAAUUAAAAAAAAAAAAAAAGAAGAAUUCCAGUAGGUUUAAAAGCUGAAUGUUCAUCAGGAAUCACUCUUUUUAACAAAUAAAUAUCUUGAAGCAAC